AAAUCAAAGAAAGACCUGGUUUAUUUGUUCAUAUCAUGCCAACCAGAACUCCCUUCCACCACAAUUGAAGGAGAAUUUUCUGGGUUUUGUCUUCCUCCACUUGAAACAAAUCCCAUCUUUUCUGUUUCAUUUUUCUUUUUUAAUUAUAAUGAGUUAGCUAGUGUUCCUUUAGAGAGAGAGAGAGAGAUAGCAGCAAGAACAAGAGCUAGUUGAGUUGGGAAAGAAACAAAUUUAGAGCUAGUUAUAGUUUGCAAGAAAGACAAACUAGUCAAUAAAAAUCUCUUUCCCUUUUAUCUUUAUCUUCCUUAUUCAUCCCAUGUCAACUAUCACAGGUAGUGGUGUUAGGAGCUUCUCUUCAGGAAAUACUACCAGUGCUGAAGAAGUGCUUCAACAACAGCAACAACAAGAGCUACUAAAUCACUUCCAUGGCUCCAAUUCUCUUGAGGAAAUUACAAUCAAUGGUAAUUCUGCAACUGAACAACAGCAACCUCCACCAGCCAAGAAGAAAAGAAACCUACCAGGAACUCCAGAUCCUAGUGCUGAAGUGAUAGCCUUGUCACCAAAGACCCUGAUGGCAACAAACCGAUUCGUGUGCGAAAUUUGCAAGAAAGGGUUCCAAAGGGACCAAAACCUCCAAUUGCACCGAAGAGGCCACAACUUGCCAUGGAAGCUUAAGCAAAGAUCAAGCACCGAAAUCCGGAAGCGGGUCUACAUCUGCCCCGAACCCUCAUGCGUCCACCAUGAACCCUCCCGGGCACUGGGAGAUCUCACGGGGAUCAAGAAGCACUUUUGCCGGAAGCACGGUGAAAAAAAGUGGAAAUGUGACAAGUGCUCGAAGAAGUAUGCAGUGCAAUCGGACUGGAAAGCUCAUUCUAAGACCUGUGGUACUAGAGAAUACAAAUGUGACUGUGGAACCGUCUUCUCCAGAAGAGAUAGCUUUAUCACCCACAGAGCUUUCUGUGAUGCCAUAGCUGAAGAAAACAAGACACCAGUUCAAGGACAAGGAGUACUAAUGUCCAACAACAUGGGACAACAGAACUUACAACAAGGCGGCCAACUAGUUUCCGGCGGCGAGCUCAUGAUCCCGGCCUCAAUACCGAUGAGUAACACCGAAACAGCUGCCACCAUCCCAUCAACAAGAAGUAGCAAUACAUCUGAUCACUUUGAUCAUUUCGACACCAAAAAUCCUAAUUUAACCCUACUGCCCCAAGGAGUACCAGCAAACAUGUUGCCAUCAUCCAGAUGCGGCCUGAACAACAAUUCAUUGUCAUCACCAACAAGUAGUGCACUGUUUCAUAAUCACCACGGGCACCAAGUACUCCCCAGCUCAAUCUCCGGCCACUUGUCCGCCACCGAGUUGCUGCAGAAAGCAGCUCAAAUGGGUGCAACAAUGAGCAGCAAUAAUUCUAGUGGUAUGAGCAUGGCACCCUCAACAUAUGGUGACUUUCCUAGCUACGUGAAUAACCAGUUCAUGCAGCACAAAGAUGGUAACAGUAUUCCGGUACAAGAGACCUCCUCGCAGUUUUUUGGUGCUAGUAAUGGGAAUAUGGGAAUGUUCAGUGGGCUAUUAUUUGAUCAGAGCAAUGGGGUGUUGAUGAAGAACAUGGAGCAAAGCGUUAAUGGCAGGAGUAAUAAUAAUAAUAAUAACAAUACUAGUAAUGGUUUCAGCUUGCAUGGUAAAAAUGUGAGUAGAGGAGGAGAUACGAUGACCGUGGACUUUCUGGGGAUUGGAAGAGGAAGAGGAGGAGGAGGAGGUAAUAGAUCAGAAACUUUUCAUGAUCAUCAACAAAGACAAGUACUACAUGAUGAGCAUCAGCGACAAAACAAGCAGGAAGAUGAUGAUCAAUUAAUGGGGUUUGGUUGGAGCUGGAGUUGAUGAAUGAUCGCAUUAAUUAAUAUAUUUUCAGAAGAAUAUAUGCAAGGUGGUUUGGCUGAAUGAUACAUCAGUUUCAACAUGGAGCUAGCAAUCGAAAAGCACAUGUGAGGAAACUGAGCAAGAGAUCGAGUGCUAGUUUUUGUACGGACUAGCUCAGCUAGCUAGUAUUAAUUUCACUUAAUGUGUUGUUUUCUCCUUCUUUAUAAUUUCAUGAUCAAACAAAAAUUAGCUGUUAAA
Rosa chinensis is the source of this 2113-nucleotide messenger RNA. RefSeq names its product zinc finger protein GAI-ASSOCIATED FACTOR 1. Bases 317 to 1876 code for a protein of 519 amino acids. Gene Ontology annotation, cellular component: nucleus. NCBI's taxonomy places the organism in Eukaryota, Viridiplantae, Streptophyta, Magnoliopsida, Rosales, Rosaceae. The transcript is spliced from 3 exons. The record is from RefSeq and is a predicted model, not a curated record. Gene Ontology annotation, molecular function: DNA-binding transcription factor activity.